This is a messenger RNA of Nematolebias whitei (Rio pearlfish), 1578 nucleotides long. RefSeq names its product G protein-coupled receptor 137c (gene gpr137c). Gene Ontology annotation, cellular component: lysosomal membrane. The record is from RefSeq and is a predicted model, not a curated record. The transcript has 8 exons. Bases 1 to 1347 code for a protein of 448 amino acids. NCBI's taxonomy places the organism in Eukaryota, Metazoa, Chordata, Actinopteri, Cyprinodontiformes, Rivulidae. Gene Ontology annotation, biological process: positive regulation of TORC1 signaling.
AUGUUUCCUGCAGGAGAGGGUUCGGGUUUGUUGACCAACGGAGAUGCCCUCUCUCCAACGCUGGAGCUCAGUUUGACCAGCUUAUACACGGUGCUCUACUCCUUCCUCUUUGUGUUCGUGUACCUGCAGCUCUGGCUCAUUUUGCUCUACGGACACAAGCGCUUCAGCUUCCAGAGCGUGUUCCUGUUCCUCUGCCUGCUGUGGGCAGCUCUGAGAACGACCCUCUUCUCGUUUUACUUUCAAAAUGUGGCGCAGGCCAACCAGCUGCAGCCUCUGGCCUACUGGCUGCUCUACUGCUGCCCAGUCUGCCUGCAGUUCUUCACCCUCUGCCUGCUCAACCUCUACUUCACACAGGUGAUGUUCAAAGCUAAAGCCAAGUAUUCACCGGAGCUCACCAAAUAUAAGGUUCCCCUUCGGUUGUUCUUCCUGUGCAUCAGUAUAUUUUUCCUGGUGGUGAAUUUGACUUGUGCGCUCUUGGUUCAAGGAGCGUUGGAGAACUCUAAACCUCCGAGUGAUGGGGGUGUUAGGCACGCCGUCUUGGCUCGGGUCCUGAUCAACGACAGCCUGUUUGUCUUGUGUGCCAUAUCUCUGGCUGUGUGCGUCUUCAAGAUUGCCAAGAUGUCAUCUGCCAACGUUUACCUCGAGUCCAAGGGAACAUCAGUGUGCCAAGCGACCGUCAUAGGAGCCGUGGUGAUUCUCCUCUACACUUCCAGAGCCUGCUACAACCUCGUGGUGGUCUCCCUGUCGCCGCAGGACAAACCCAGUCCCUUCAGUUACGGCUGGUACAGCGUCUCUGAUCAGGCUGAUGUAUUUAACGUCAGCGGCGAGGCCUACAUUGUUUUUGGGGUUAUUCUGUUCUUCUGGGAGCUGCUGCCCACCAGCUUAGUGGUGGUUUUCUUCCGAGUCCAGAGACCCCAUCAAAACCUGCCUCCAGGGGGCAUGAUCAACAGCCACAGUUUCAGCUCCAGAGCUUACUUCUUUGACAACCCGCGGCGGUACGAUAGCGACGAUGACCUGUCCAGAAGCAUCAGUAGUAGAGCUGAUCGGACAAGUCUUCUCUCCACCACACCCCAGCAGGCAACAUCUAGUUGGUAUGGUUCCAUCCAGCGUAACGGGACUUUAGCGGCGGGGGUGGCAACCGCCCCGCAGGCGCCACCUUCCACAGUGCCACCUUCCACAGCGCCCCUACUUUUUGCCCACGGAAGCGUCCAGAAUCAUCAUCACCAUCACCACAACUACUACUCAACCCCGCAAAACAACAACCAACAUCACCACAGUAACUACCACUCCACGCCACAGACUUAUUACUGUGGAUCACAGACGUAUUUCUGCACCCCUCAAAAUUAGGAAGGCAUGACGGUAAAUGGACUUCUACUGUUUUGGUCACAACUUUGUUGAUCCAGCUACAUCAAAACGUGAUCUUGUAAACUCACCCUACACAACUGGUUCAAACAUUUCUCAGCGUGGUGGCGGAGUAAUCGGAACAGAAAGUUGGUGCGCCGGGACUACUAUUUUUUUGAGGACGUGAGCGUCUUUGAGAGUGACGUGUAACCACAAAUGGCUGGAAAGCCUCGUGUC